AUGCCGCACCCUCCCGGCGUUGCCUUCAUCGAUGACCACGACCACCGCCCAGUUAAUGUCGACGCCGCUACGUACUACAGCGGCGAGUUCAGUAGUCGUACUCGAACGUACAGCUACUCCCACCAGCCUUUGAACAUAAGGAAGCCCGCUUUCCAAGAAGACUGGCAUCUUCGUCCAAGGCGAUUGUCGCACGAUGAGAAGAACGUCACUGCACCGCGUCGAUUCCUGAUCGACGUUGAGGAGACCAUUCGCGUUAUUCUUGAGCAGGAAGAUACCGAUGGCGACUUCCAGAUUAGUGUCACCGAUGCUGGUCCAAAGAUGAUGGCGUUGGGGACCGCGACCAGCAAUGGCUACAAGACCUUUGAUAUCCGUGGCACAUACAUGUUAUCCAACUUACUCCAAGAGCUGGCGCUGGCUCGCGAUCACAAUCGAAAGCGCAUCAUUCUUGAUGAAGCUCGCCUCACAGAGAACCCCGUUGAUAGACUUUCUCGCAUGAUCCGACAUUCAUUCUGGCAUUCGCUUACCCGUCGCAUCGACGGAGACGGAUUAGAGAUCAUCACAGCGGAUCCGAAGAACCGCACAGGAAGGGUUAACCCCCGGAUUUAUGUACCCCAUGGGGAGCCUGCCAUGGCGGAGUAUUAUCGCAAGGUUGCCAAGGAUAAGCCACACAUGAAUUUGGACGUUCAAGUGCUCCCCGAUAAGCCCGAUGACCCUGUCUUCGUAAAAAGCUUGAACUCAAAGCCAGGUAUCCUUGCUUUGGCGAUGAAUGAAGUUGAUGACGGGAAAGGCGGUCAUAGCUUGAAAGGCAUUCCUUUCAUUGUGCCUGGCGCUCGUUUUAAUGAGUUGUAUAACUGGGACUCAUAUUUUAUCACGUUAGGUCUCCUUGUCGAUGGGCAGGUCGCUAUGGCCAAAGGGAUGGUCGAUCAUUUCAUCUUCGAAAUCAAGCACUACGGCAAAAUCCUCAAUGGAAACCGCAGUUAUUAUCUCUGCCGUACCCAGCCACCAUUCCUUACCGAUAUGGCCCUUCAGAUUUACAAUCAAUUAGACCGUUCAGACGAAGAUGCUAACCGUCGCUGGUUGAAGAGGGCAAUUCAGGCAGCGGUCAAGGAAUACCACACUAUAUGGGUGGCAGAGCCACGCAUGGAUCCGAAGACUGGACUUUCCAGGUAUCGCCCGGAUGGCUUGGGCAUACCACCCGAAACCGAGGCGACUCAUUUCACCCAUAUCCUGGAGCCCUACGCCCAGAAGCAUGGUCUUUCUGUCCUCGAAUUCAGCGAAAAGUACAACGCUGGCAUUCUGAAAGAACCCGAUUUGGACGAGUACUUCUUGCAUGACCGCGCCGUUCGGGAAUCAGGACAUGAUACAACGUACCGCUUUGAGAAACGAUGUGCCAACCUUGGGACAAUCGAUCUGCAGGCUUUGCUCUACAAGUACGAGGUCGACAUCGGUACCGCCAUUCGCGAAGUGUUUGAUGACGAGCUCGAUCUCGAGGAGGACUUCCCUCUUGCCCCAUUCCCGCCGUCAGUAGAAUCCUACGGGAAUCCCCAUAGAGAAAGCUCCAAGCGUCGUCCUCAGUCGAGCGAGGAGUGGUUUGAGAGAGCGGAGUUUAGAAGGGGUAUCAUCGACAAGUACUUGUGGAACGAAAGCAAGAGCUUGUACUUCGACUACGACACUGUCAAGGAGCAACAAAUCUUGUAUGAGAGUGUCACGGCUUUUUGGGCGCUAUGGGCCGGGUGUGCGAGCGACGAACAGUGUUGGAAGCUUGUGUCCAAUUCCUUGAAGAAGUUCGAGGUCCUCGGAGGAGUUGUAUCCGGUACGGAGGAGUCGAGAGGAAAGAUCUCGCUCGAUCGACCUAAUCGUCAAUGGGACUAUCCUUAUGCCUGGCCACCUCAUCAAAUCAUGACAUGGGUUGGCUUGGAAAGAUACGGAUAUCUUGAAGAGGCCCAACGCCUGUCCUAUCGUUUCCUUUACAUGAUGACUACAGCUUUCGUAGACUUCAAUGGUGUAGUUCCUGAGAAGUUCGACGCCGUCAAACUUUCGCAUCUCGUAGAUGCUGAGUACGGAAAUCAGGGUAUUGAUUUCAAAAUGGUUCCACGAGAAGGAUUCGGAUGGAUGAAUUCUGCCUAUCAAGUAGGCCUAUCAUUCUUGACAACGCACAUGCGACGCGCCGUCGCUGCGUGCACAAGUCCUGAAGUGUUCUUCAGCAACAAUGCACAGAGCGAGUCUGCCUUGAUGACGCAAAACCUACCUUCCACAGAUCCUUUGGGGCUGGCUAUGGAGGCCCUUCAUCUCUGA
Molecule: messenger RNA, 2295 nt
Organism: Pleurotus ostreatus (oyster mushroom)
Lineage: Eukaryota; Fungi; Basidiomycota; Agaricomycetes; Agaricales; Pleurotaceae
Gene: NTH1
Product: alpha,alpha-trehalase nth1
Exons: 8
Coding region: 1-2295 (764 amino acids)
Biological process (GO): trehalose catabolic process
Cellular component (GO): cytoplasm
Molecular function (GO): alpha,alpha-trehalase activity; calcium ion binding
Source: RefSeq, a predicted model, not a curated record